Molecule: messenger RNA, 1429 nt
Organism: Saccostrea cuccullata (small rock oyster)
Lineage: Eukaryota; Metazoa; Mollusca; Bivalvia; Ostreida; Ostreidae
Product: E3 ubiquitin-protein ligase TM129-like
Exons: 4
Coding region: 54-1151 (365 amino acids)
Biological process (GO): protein ubiquitination
Cellular component (GO): membrane; endoplasmic reticulum
Molecular function (GO): ubiquitin protein ligase activity
Source: RefSeq, a predicted model, not a curated record
UUCGUCAGUGUUUACAAUUUUUGUCACAUGUGGAUAUAUCUUUCCCAGGAACGAUGGGCAAUGAAGAAACUUUAAAUGUCAUCUUUACCAUAGGAUAUUUGUUUUUUGUGCUUUGUUUUGUUGCACCUCCAACUGAAUUUGUUUCAGCAGGUUUGACAAUACAGAAUGUUUUAUCCAAUUAUCUUGGCAGCGAACAGUUACAUUUUAUUGAAUAUCACAUGAAGAGGACAGCAAUCACAUUACUUAUUCAUUCACUACUGCCGUUAGGGUACUACAUAGGACUAGGGUUGUUUUCUCCACACCUUGGUUUGUUUACUCCUUGGAAGCUAGGAUUCCUAUGGCAGAGUUAUCUAGUCUCCUGCAUUCUAAUUAUUUUGACAACAUCCCUACUCUUUUAUCUUUGGACAAGAAAUAAAUACAACAGCCAUCCCAUAGCAAAAGAACUGGCAUUGCUUGGGAAUGGAACCUCUUGGAGAGCUGUGGCUUCUUCCAUUAACGUAGAAUUUCGGAGGGUAGAUAAAUUCACAACAGGUGCCCCAGGGCGUAGAGUGAUAGUGACAGACUCAUGGGUGAUGAAAACAUCCACCUACUAUGUGUAUAUUGCCCAUCAGAAUGAUAUACACCUGUCCCUAUCCAAAUCAGAGGAGCAUGAUAUCCAUUAUGAAAGUAUGACAUCUGUUCAAUUCCUCAAGUUUAAUGUUAUAAGUAUCAAUCCAAAACUCAAGCCAUUUACAAUCAGGUUGAAUGCCUUAGAGUAUAGAGAUUUGAAAGACAAGUUGACAACUCCUAUUGUCAAUGCCAGGAACAUAGUAAUAAAGCAAUCCCUCAGUGACCAGUUCCUAGAGGCGUUCAGGCACCAAGUCAGCCUCAACCAAGUGUUUAACAUGCCAGAAGGAAUGGAGGCAGAUACUUGUAUUGGGUGUAUGCAGAAGGAGUCCGACAUUAAGCUUGUGAAGUUGUGUGACAGUGCCGGCCCAGGACAGUGUGUACAGUGUUACUGCCGCCCCAUGUGGUGCUUAGAAUGCAUGGGGAAGUGGUACGCAAGUCGCCAGGACCAACAAAGACCAGAAAUCUGGAUGUCAGGCACCUCCCCAUGUCCAACAUGUCGUGCCGUGUUCUGUGUACUAGAUGUUUGUCUGAUUGUAAAAUGAGGAUUUGUUUAAUUAUAUGAAAAUUUACUUUAUUGGUAGUUGAUUUAUAACUAAGUUUUUACUCAAAGUGAAAUGUCUCAUGUACUUUUGAAGAUAAUCAAUUUACAAAAAACAGCAACAUCUUAUUUUUAAACAAUCAUAAUUUUACAUUAUUUAAAAAAAAAAAAUCUUAAACACAUUGUAAAUAUGUGCAAAAAGAAUACUCGAUGAGAAUUAGAGUCAAAUGAAUGGAUUCCAUAGUGAGUUUCUGCAUUCUUCAAGCUUAUUUUUGUUGUAUA